Molecule: messenger RNA, 669 nt
Organism: Trypanosoma brucei brucei TREU927
Lineage: Eukaryota; Euglenozoa; Kinetoplastea; Trypanosomatida; Trypanosomatidae
Gene: Tb927.5.950
Product: thioredoxin-like protein
Exons: 1
Coding region: 1-669 (222 amino acids)
Source: RefSeq, a predicted model, not a curated record
AUGAAACGCGUUGGGACUCUUGAGGAAUACACAAAAGUGAAGAGGGACGCCAAUGGACUUGGGCUUGUGGUACACUUUAGUGCCAGUUGGUGUGAACCCUGCAAGGGUGUGACAGAGGCGUUGGAACGCUUCUCAGAACUAUACAAAGGUUCUGUUGAGUUCGUGGAGGUUGAUAGUGAAGCUUUGGGCAGUAUCUGUGAAGCGGAAGCCGUCGAUUGCGUUCCGUAUAUUGCAUUCUUCAGAACUUCUGGGGACGGUAAGGGGCAAGAGAGGGUUGCUGAUGUCGUUGGAGGAAAGCUUGACCAAAUCGAACAAAAUAUGUUGUCGCUUUAUGGUGACGGAACGGAUGGGAGGGGAUCAUUUUCAGAUUUACAAUCAUACUUAAAGUACCUCACCAGUCGGAAAGGUGUUGUGGCAUUUAUAACCGGCACACCGUCGAGGCCUCGGUGCGGUUUCACUGUGAAGCUUAUCCAGUUACUCGAUGACCUUCAUGUGAAGUACGUUUAUUAUGACGUCUGGGCCAGUGACGAGGUUUGUGAAGGACUCAAGAAGUAUUCAGAGUGGCCUACUUUCCCGCAAGUAUAUGCCGAUGGUGAGUUUAUUGGUGGGUAUGAUAUUUGUGCUGAGCUGAAUGCGUCCGGGGAGUUGAAAUCUGCUCUGAAGCUAUGA